AUCAUUUUGCAACCAACAUACAGGUAAGCAAACCGAUAUCAACAUGUCUGGACGUGGAAAGGGAAAGAAGGCAAAGGGGAAGAGCCGAUCCUCCCGUGCAGGGCUUCAGUUCCCUGUCGGCCGUGUGCACCGUUUCCUGCGCAAGGGCAACUAUGCCAACCGCGUCGGUGCCGGCGCCCCAGUCUACCUGGCCGCCGUGCUGGAGUACCUGACCGCUGAGAUCCUCGAGUUGGCCGGCAACGCUGCCCGUGACAACAAGAAGACCAGGAUCAUCCCCCGUCACCUUCAGCUGGCCGUCCGCAACGACGAGGAGCUGAACAGGCUGCUGGGUGGUGUGACCAUCGCCCAGGGAGGUGUGCUGCCCAACAUCCACGCCGUGCUCCUGCCCAAGAAGAAGUCUUCUUAAACAACCAGAAGAACAAAUAACAACACC
Molecule: messenger RNA, 433 nt
Organism: Branchiostoma floridae (Florida lancelet)
Lineage: Eukaryota; Metazoa; Chordata; Leptocardii; Amphioxiformes; Branchiostomatidae
Product: late histone H2A.2.2-like
Exons: 1
Coding region: 44-406 (120 amino acids)
Cellular component (GO): nucleosome
Molecular function (GO): DNA binding; structural constituent of chromatin; protein heterodimerization activity
Source: RefSeq, a predicted model, not a curated record